Messenger RNA from Kalmanozyma brasiliensis GHG001, 1530 nucleotides. RefSeq names its product Cyclin PHO80-like protein. Gene Ontology annotation, cellular component: nucleus; cyclin-dependent protein kinase holoenzyme complex. Gene Ontology annotation, molecular function: protein kinase binding; cyclin-dependent protein serine/threonine kinase regulator activity. Lineage: Eukaryota; Fungi; Basidiomycota; Ustilaginomycetes; Ustilaginales. The record is from RefSeq and is a predicted model, not a curated record. The transcript has a single exon. Gene Ontology annotation, biological process: regulation of cyclin-dependent protein serine/threonine kinase activity. Bases 1 to 1530 code for a protein of 509 amino acids.
AUGAAUCACCCGGCGUCGUCCUCCUCUUCAUCCUCGCUCUCAUCUCAUCACUCUUCACACCAUGUUCCAUCGGCGUUCCCAACGCCAGGCUCGGUGGCUCCGGCAUCCUUCACCUCUGCUUCAGCACACGCAGCUUCGCCGUCACAUGCAUCCAGCUCAGCGGCUGACACACUAACCGCACCUCAUCAGCAGUCGACGCUCAGACCGCCAUCUGCCGGCCCAGCACCAGCAGCUUCGUCAUCGACCUCAGCGACCACAGCACCCCCAUCGACCGACCCCUCAAUACAAGCCGGCUCUGCAAAGGUGCUGCCUCACUCGUUCGACGAUGCGCUUCUAGAUGACGUCCUCGUCCUGGUCGUCGACAUGCUUGUCAAGCUCACCGAGCACAACGACUCGCUUCCCCUUCAUCCAUCGGCACUCACUCGAUUCCACUCCCGCGCCACACCCAACAUCUCGCUCUCGGCCUACCUGCGUCGAAUCGCAAAGUACACUUCCAUCGAGAAAUGCUGCGUCCUCAUCCUCCUCGUCUAUAUCGACCGCGUAUGCGAGCGUCUCGAAGGAUUCACCAUUUGCGGUUUGACCGUCCAUCGCUUCAUCUGUGCCGCCAUCCUGUGCGCCUCCAAGGCGCUCUGCGACGCCUUCAAUACCAACGAGCACUACGCCAAAGUCGGAGGCAUCAGCUUGCAGGAGAUCAAUCUGCUCGAGAAAGAGUUUCUGCAGAUCAUCGAUUGGAGGCUCAUCUGCAGCGGCGCCGAGCUGCAGCACUACUAUGCGAGUCUCGUGCGCAAUCACAAGGACUACGUGCUGGCUGAGCCAAAGCUUGGGCAGCAGCAGGCGCAGACCCCGGCAGAGAUGGAGCUGGAUGCGACCGAGGCAGGCGCCAGUGCUAACGGGCAUGGUAGCAGCAGCGCUGCGAGCGGCAGUAGUGCCAGUCGAGCAAGUAGCAGGUCGAGGGAACUUCCCGGUGAUCCAAAGACCGCGGGGGCUGCAUACACCGUCAACGAAGCCGCGCGGUUGCACCACAGUCGCCUCCAAAGUAGCGCUGUUGCAGGGAGUCAAACACCUGCAGUGGGCAGCAGCCAGCACAGUUCGCCUUUCCCAAUCAGCAGCAACGAUACGAGUCCCCAAACGCCUUCAUCUGCGGUCAACGGUAGCGGAGGCUUGGUGGCAGCGGCAUCGAGUGGUUCGCUAUCAGGAAGUGGUGGUGGUGGGAGGGGUGGAUCGACUUUCACCAGCCCCCUAUCGGCGAUGCAGGUCGAUCGGCAGUCCACAAAUGCAGCAGCGUCCACCUCCGCAUUAGCCGUAGCAAACAGCAGGAUCAGGAAGGACGAACAUCGCACGCCUCCUUCGCCCCGCAACCAUUCGGGCUCCGACAUGAUCGACAGCAGCAAUCAAAUCUCGAUCGACACAGCACAAAGCGACGGGCAACCUCAGAAUCAGGCUUCAUCUGCCGCACAGGACCUUCGUCAAGCCGGAAAUUCAGCAGACACGUCCAAACGUUCGCGUCUAGCCAACCCCGCGCCUCCGUAG